UCACGACGCGUCCACUUUGUUUAAACAAAAUAAACAAUAUAAAGAUGUGAUAACUUGGCCAAUUAAUGUGCCCAAAAGUGUUUUCAAGCUAAAAGAUAGUUCAGCUACUUGUGUUCGGAUCAGUGUGCACAUUUUUGUGCAUUCAAAAUUGAAAAGUAAAGGAAUAAACGCGAAAGAAAAUAUUUAAACCACAAAGUUCACGCCUCACAGCGAAACAAUUUACAAUUAUUUGUGGGCUAAUGUUUAUCUGAUAGUCAAGUAAUUCCGCAGAACAGUACAAUGUUUUGGGAUCAAAUUGAUCUGCGGUUCAUGGAAGCUUUAAGAAUGAAUAUAUACAGACAGAACAGACGAACAAAGGCGGCUUUUCAGACUUAGCUGGGAAUCAGAUCAAAUCGAGUUUUUUUUCAUCAAGAAUUCUAAAACGUAUCAAAUACUAAAAAUAAAAAUGUCACUUAUGAACUGCGAUGAAAUCGAGCAAAAUGCAAAGACAGAUUGCGAGGAGCUCGAGUCCACGGACAGAGCCCAAAAGACAAAGGCCCUGAAGCGGAUGCUCAGCUGGGUGGAGAACUGCAACGAUGACAACAGCACAGAGCUAUUGGCCAAGUACUUUGACCGAUUGUAUCUGCAUCUGCUCAAGUGCUACCACGAUCGGUUCGAGAGCGUGCGCGAUGGUGCUGUGCGCCUGGUGGACGCCUACCUGGAGCGCCUGCCACCAAUGGACUUCAACCUGCUCAAUGUGCUGUCCACGCUGACCGAGCGCAUGGGCCAGUCCGAGACGCUGGAGCCCAGCGAGGAGAUACGCUAUCUGUACAUUGGACAGCUGCACCUGAUGGUGCGCAAGUAUGCGAAGAUGGGCAACGUGGGAGUCUUCCGCGAGUGCUACAAUCUGGUUGUCAAAGUGCUGAUCAAGGCCAUCCGGGAUGAGUAUCCAGUGGUGCAGCGCGAGGCUUGCACCACGCUGGUGGCCCUGUGCAGUGUGGCCGAGACAGCGGAGCUGCGUCCCUACACAGAACAGCUGGCCGUUGCCCUGUACGGAAUGCUCAAUCACAAGCACGCUCCGGCCCGCAUCUCGGCCGUCGCGGCACUGGGACGGCUCAGCUUGCACAUGGAUGCCAGCGCAGAGAGCAUGCGCCGCCUGUUUGGCGAGGUGUCGCCCCUGCUGAUGGAUCCCAUGCCCCUGGUGCGUCGCGAGGUGGGAACUAUGGGUGUCCUAAUGCUGAUGGACCUGCUCGAUCGCUACUCCUUCUUCGAGCGCAUCCUGCCGCUGGUGCUGUGUUGCCUGAAGGACGACUCGCCGGAAGUGCGCAGCUACAUCGAGCCCCUGUGGGUCAAGUGCGGCAAGCAGUACUACGAGGAGAACGAGGCGGAGCUUUCGCAGCAGGAGAUCAGCGACCUGCCCGUGGACAACUACCCAAAGGAUGUGAAGCGCCCAACGAUCGGCUGCCGCGGCCUGGUGCAGCGCUCCCUGCGUCUGCUCAUCCUGAUCACUCGGGAGACGACCGACUGGAAGGACAAUGUCCGCCUGCACGCGCUGAAGCUGCUGUACCAGUUCGUCGUCCAUGCGGAGGCGGCAAUGACGGCCAAGUUCUAUGAGAUAUAUCCGGAUGUGUCGCAUGCCUGUUGCGAUUCCGUGGCUGAGGUCAGUGCCGAGGCCGCCAAGGUGGCCGAUCUGAUGGGUCGCCUGCUCUGCUACGAGGCCUGGAUCGAGCACGGCUUUGAUGGCCUGCAGCGCAACGCGCGCGAAUCGUACCUGAGAUGCUUCUACUACAUGUUCACAGCCUCCAGCAGUGCCUGCUAUGAGCAUCUCGUCCGCUUGAGCACGCUGCUGCGAGACACCGAGUACUCGCACACCCUGAAGCCGGGCUUCCAGCUGCACAUACUCAAGCUGCUGGACACCAUUCUGAACAAGUCGCUCGAGGUUACGGCCACACAUGAGGAGCUUCAGGAGCUGUACCUGAACGUGUAUAUCGUUGGCAUAAAGGUCAUGGCGCUGGGCUACUCCCUGACCAGCGACAAUUCCGGCCUUAAUGUGGGCCAAAUGGUCAUCGAGCGUAUCGCUCAGUUGCAGAAUGUGACGUUGGGCCAGCUGCACGAGCACUUCUUCCCGAUGGCACUGGGAGACGUACAGAACCUGGACGCCGCCCUGGAGGAUAAUGCCGAGCCGGUCCUGCUGCUGGACGGGCUCAUCAACAUCUGUCACCUUCGGCGCUCCUACCUGCAGAGCCUCAUCGAGCGGGUGAAGAUCGUCUUCGAGCACUGCUCCGCCAGUGCACAAAUUCGCAUCUUUAGCAGCCUCUCCAUGGCCGCGCUGCACUGGUCGAGUACAGUGAUUUCCGCUGACGGUAAGCCGGACAUGCCGAGCAUGAUGAAACCCUUCGUCACGGAGAUUGUGGAGCCGUAUCUGACCUGGAAGGCGGGCGCUAGUUCGGAGUCCAUGCGCUCCCUGGCCAUGGCCACGCUGUGCGCCCUCGCCCAGAGUGCCCCCGAGGAUGUCCUCCAGGUGUUGCCCUCGCUGGUCAAGCACAUGCCCAGCCUCCUCGAAGAUCGCAACUCAAACACCCGUAACUAUGCCAUCAAGACAGUGCCCUACUUCCGCGGCUUGACCGUGGAGGAGCUUAAGCCGCUGGCAUAUGCCGCCAUGCAACGCAUGGACGAUCCCUCGGCGGGCAUACGCUCAAUGGCCGCUCUGGCGGUGGGCAAGCUGUCGCCCACUUUCAAGGGAGAAUCCGAGGAGGAGAUCCAGCACCAGCACGAAGUCUGGGACACAUUCAUCAAGCGUGCCAUGGACCUGAUGAUACUCUACCACGAGAGCCCCGAAAAGGAUAUCAAGAAGGCUGUGGAACUGAGCCUUGAGAGCCUGGCCAUUAACCACCCCGAUGCCUGGACGGAACGGUGCCAGCGUGCCAUGGACCUGUCCCAGCAGAAGGAUGAGCUGGUCAAACUCUACGAGAAGCUGAGCAUCAAUAAGGUUGCUCUGCAGCACAAAUCCAUUCCAGCAUAGAUUGAAUUCCAUAUUUAAUUGGUUUUGUUUCCUUUUUUCGUUGUGUUAAUUAUUUAUUACUUACUUUUGCCAUGUAAUCAUUUUUGCCAAUCUGUUCGAUUCUCUGAGUACCGGAAAAAGUGUAAACAAAAUUCCAAAAAAAAAUCCCAUAAAGUAAAUUUCAGCACAACAACAACAA
Drosophila obscura is the source of this 3179-nucleotide messenger RNA. It is a transcript of the gene Dnaaf5, whose product is annotated as dynein assembly factor 5, axonemal. Gene Ontology annotation, molecular function: dynein intermediate chain binding. Gene Ontology annotation, cellular component: cytoplasm. Lineage: Eukaryota; Metazoa; Arthropoda; Insecta; Diptera; Drosophilidae. Bases 446 to 3001 code for a protein of 851 amino acids. The record is from RefSeq and is a predicted model, not a curated record. The transcript has 2 exons. Gene Ontology annotation, biological process: inner dynein arm assembly; outer dynein arm assembly; cilium movement.